Candida tropicalis MYA-3404 is the source of this 738-nucleotide messenger RNA. RefSeq lists its product as uncharacterized. Lineage: Eukaryota; Fungi; Ascomycota; Pichiomycetes; Serinales; Debaryomycetaceae. The coding region runs from base 1 to 738 and encodes 245 amino acids. The transcript has a single exon. The record is from RefSeq and is a predicted model, not a curated record.
AUGAAAUAUCCAAUAAUGAUCAAGAAAUUUCAAAGAUUAAAUUAUACAAAUUCUACUCUUUCAUAUUUAACAAAAACAACUAUCAAUCCCAAUGAUUUUCAGUUGAAAAAACCAACACAUUUCAUCCCCAAAUCAUUACUUGUUUUAUCAACUCCAAAUAAUUUACCCCAAGUUAUUGAAGAUUCAAUUAAAUUUCAUCAAGAUCCAUCUCUUUCAGAUCUUCAGCUUGUGGUUGCUGGUGUAGAUACAGUAGUUCCAUAUUCACAUCGUAAUGGAGUUUCUGAACUUUGGAUGAAUCAGCCUAUUAAAAUUGGACAAUCGUUAUUAUUGGAAGAUCGAGAUGAUUUAAAUAAACCUCCAAGAGAAUCAGAUGGACUUAAUAUAGUAGUAGCUAAGAAGAAUUGGAAAAAUAUUGAAUCUAAUUUGAAUAUUAAAUUAAGAAAUGAUAUGAAUUUGAAUUUAAAUCUUGCAAAUACUGUGUUUUCUACUGGAUCGAUAAUUACGUUAUUUUAUUUUUCACAUAUUAACAAUCAAAAGGGUGGUAUAAAUCAUCUGGGUCAACAUUUAUGUGAUUUACAAAUUGAAUUACCAAGAGGCGUGGUUCCAAGACAUUCACAUGCGUCUAUUCAUGAUAAUUGGACUGAUUUAUAUCCUGGUGAAAAUUCAUUUAAAAUUACUAAAUGUGUUGGUAAUUUGUUGAAAACAGUUGAUAAUAAACCAGCAGCCCAAGUUUCUUGA